AUGACGCCAAUAUUUGUGACACGAGACAUCUUCGAUCGCGAAGGAAUGACAGGGCGGCUAUCUGGUAUGGCCUUGGACAUUAACACAACAUCCUUGAACGGAUGUCCUCCUGACAACAUCGUCAACAUCCCGGUAAAGGAGAAUCAACUUGGGGACGCAAAGGAUGAUGAGACCAACUCGUCAUCUUCCACUGUUGUUCCCAGAACUCUCCUUUCAGGUUCCUCACUGGCCGGGGAGCAACGGCCUCCUGCGACCUCAUCACGGACCAAGCACAGCGCUAGACCCGGCUACUGCAGGCUAAAGCGAGUCAGGCUCGGGACGGGCCAGACUGUCCCCCAAUCCUAUGUCGAUUCCAGGGUCUGCUCGUGGUUCGUGAACAAGGGCUGGGAGCGGCGAAUGUCAUGUUACAAUGUGGUGACAUCAAUACCGAAGCUGUCGCGCAAGUCAGUCUUUGGUAAUUGCCAUGUACCCUUCAGAGUAUCUGCAGAAACAGGCACAUUUCAACCAAGACUUAAGGCGCAGAUGGCUGCCGAAAGUAUGCACACAUGGUUGCUUGUGAACCCGUCGUGGUGGCUCUACAGUUGCAUGCAAGAUACGGAACAACUGAAUUGGAGCGUCCUUUAA
Molecule: messenger RNA, 624 nt
Organism: Histoplasma capsulatum G186AR
Lineage: Eukaryota; Fungi; Ascomycota; Eurotiomycetes; Onygenales; Ajellomycetaceae
Exons: 3
Coding region: 1-624 (207 amino acids)
Source: RefSeq, a predicted model, not a curated record